UUGCUCAAAACUUCACGGAUAUCGUUUUCAUCGAGAAAAGCCCAGGCGUGAAUGUCUGAGCUGGCUGCUGGUUUCUUCUAAAGGUGCCGCGUGACUCAUCCUAAAAGUGUUAGCUAGCACUGGCUGGAAGUGGCCAGAAGCUAAUUUAUGGAUUUCGAAUUUAGCUGACUUUCUAAAUGUUGGCUUCUUCUUCUUCUUUUCUUUUUCUUCUUCGUUGUUUCCUAGUUUUGUAGGGCGUGUAACUAGUAUUCCGCGAAUGGCUCGCGCAGUGUGUCGUAAAAACAACGUGUUUGGGUGGACUUCAUUCCUCCAUUUUGCAGCUGGCCAAAGGGCGACAGCUAAUUAUCAGGAAAGGGUGGAGCUCAUUAUUCAGUGCGAUAUUAAUGGGUGCAACAAUGAAGUCACUAUUUUUGUAUUCUAGGUGUUACUACAGCGCAGGUAAAGCCAGGAAAGCACCUGUUUGUUUUCUUUAUUUUCCUCUCGGUUCAGCUGCUACCUCACCGCCCUCCCGUUGCCUCAUCCAUCUGUCUGUUGUUGCUGCCUUGAAAGCCAUCCCACCCAGGACAGCUACUGGGCUGAAAUAUUCAUGAAAAAAGCAGAGUAUACAAUAUGUUGGCAGUGCCAGUAGGUGUUGCUGUGGUGAGUGUCUUCGGCCUCGUAUUCACUGUGUCAGCCUUUGCGUGGAUCUGUUGCCAGCGUAAAAACACCAAGUCCCAGAAGACACCUCCGUACAAGUUUGUGCACAUGCUCAAAGGAGUCGACAUUUACCCAGAGAGCCUCAGUGGCAAGAAAAAGUUUGCUGCGCCUCCCACCACAUCAGCUAACGACACCAGUAAAACAGAUGUCAAUGGAAACUGCCACACCGCCCCACCAGUGAAUGCAGCUGGCACAGACAAACUGGCAUCAAGCCCAAAUGGCUCAAGGCCAAAUCUCCAUCUGGACCUGGAGAAACGGGAUCUGAAUGGCAACUUUACCACCAAACCAUUUCAUCACCACCAGAAGCUGCGGAGCUCCCCAGAUCUGGAGCUGCCUUCUCCCCAUGCAGGGUUCACCCAGCCUGGUGUGAUGGACCGCCGUGACCUGCCUUCACCAUCCAGUACUCUCUCCAGCCAAGCACCCACCCCAGCUGUGGACAGGCCCCAGGGGGAAGACAAGGAGGCUGGACUAGGGACCCUCCACUUUUCCCUUGAAUACCAGCCAGAGAGGAAGGCGUUCAUUGUUCAUAUCAAGGAAGCCCAUGGUCUGACUCCAACUGACGAGCAGUCGCUGACCUCUGACCCUUACAUCAAGCUGACCCUACUGCCGGAGAAAAAGCACAGGGUGAAGACCAGAGUCUUGCGAAAAACUCUAGACCCCACUUUUGAUGAGACCUUCAGCUUCUACGGCAUCUCACUUGCUCGUGUGUCAGAGUUGGCCCUUCACUUCAUGGUGCUGAGCUUUGACCGGUUCUCUCGUGAUGAAGUCAUUGGCGAGACCCUUGUUCCCCUGUCUGGGAUCGACUUGUCUGAGGGGCGUGUCCUCAUGAGCCGAGAGAUAAUCAAGAGAAAUGUCAAGAAAUCUUCAGGUCGUGGUGAGUUAUUGCUGUCCCUGUGUUACCAGUCCACCACCAACACUCUGACUGUAGUUGUUCUCAAAGCUCGCCACCUCCCCAAGACUGAAAACAAUGGACCUACAGAUCCAUAUGUCAAGGUGAACAUGUAUCAUGGAAAGAAGCGCGUGUGCAAGAAGAAAACCCAUGUGAAGAAAAGCUCACCUAACCCGGUGUUUAAUGAGCUCUUUGUCUUCGAUCUACCCUCCGAAGAGGGCCUGAGGGACACCAGCGUGGAGCUACUGCUGAUGGACUCAGACAUGGGCAACUCACGCUGCCCCAACACCGUCAUUGGGCGCCUUGUGCUGGGCACAUCGGCGGCAGGUACUCCUGGGGAGCACUGGAGGGAGAUCUGCGACCACCCGCGUCGCCAGAUCGCCAAGUGGCAUGUCAUGUCAGAGGAUUAGAAAGUUGGGGUGUUGGUGGCUCCUGUCAUCCUUAUCUGAUCUGGUUCAACCACGAGAGGGAUGGAAUGAGGAUGGGCGGGAUCCAACAUCCUGCUUGCCAGUAACCAAUGGACUUAAAAUGAGGGCGGGUUGAAUAAGGGGGGAGUGGACUUUGAUGUGUGUGGGAGGGGUUCAUUUCAAGUGAUGUCAUCAUUCAAUCGUUCAUUCAUUCAAUCACCUAUCUUUGAAGUAUUUGGGGUUCAGUGGGAGGGCAGGGGCAUGACAACAGGAACCCCAAAGCUUUAAACGAUUCCAAAGACUGUCACUGAAAAUCACCUGGAAACAUGCAGCAUCAUCUACAUGGCAGCAACCAAUUGUCACUGUAGCCGUGUGCAGUGCAGAAUGUCUUUAAUGUUGCUAUUACUCUUCUUCUUUUCCUCUUCUUCUUCUUCUUCUUCUCUUUCUUCAGCUCUUCCUCCUAUAAAUAGUAACCUAUAUUCCAUCAUAUGAAAACCAGAAUGAACCACAUCUGACACAGCUGUAAAAAAGUGGAUUAUUAUUAAAGUUUAUUUUAUAAUGACAAUGUUUUCAUCAUAAAGAUGUAGACUGUUUUUAUUUAUCUUUUUUUUAUUUGUACUCUUGGUUUGUUGAACAUGUUUUGUAAGUAUAAGUGGUAUUUCAUAUAUCAUUUUCUUAAGUGCAAGAAAGCCUAAAUUAGGUGGCUGGAGAAAAGAUUGGAACUGACUGACUGCAUCGGGGACAGUAAUUGUGGAUGCAUUUACAUGUGUGAGAGGGUGCGCGUCUUUCGAAUAAAGUGUCCCGACACCACUGUGUGAGUUUGUGUGUGUGUGUGUUUGUGUGUUAGCGCUAAAGAGAUGGAAGCCGCAUAAUAUUUACGUUGUGUUUUGUCCCCUUUACUGUGAGCACAAAGACGGCUGAAAUGUAAAUGUAUGUACUUAUAAAAUAUGGCAAGUUCUGAGAAAGAAAAUGAGUUUGAUU
Molecule: messenger RNA, 2973 nt
Organism: Oreochromis aureus
Lineage: Eukaryota; Metazoa; Chordata; Actinopteri; Cichliformes; Cichlidae
Gene: syt4
Product: synaptotagmin IV
Exons: 5
Coding region: 610-1995 (461 amino acids)
Biological process (GO): cellular response to calcium ion; vesicle fusion; regulation of dopamine secretion
Cellular component (GO): axon; synapse
Molecular function (GO): calcium-dependent phospholipid binding; phosphatidylserine binding; clathrin binding
Source: RefSeq, a predicted model, not a curated record